AACGAGCUACUAUGACGGUCAAGCGGCCGAUAAGGUGUAAAUAAUGGAUAGGGCAAAGGGACAACGGACAAUAGACGGCUUGCUGUGGGACGAACGUGCUGGAUGAGGGACACGACACGGUACGGGAAACCCGAUUUCAGAGAACCUGCGGACCAAAUCAUGGCAUGGCAAUUGCGAUGGGCAUUUUCUACUCAGGGUGCGGUGCGGGUGGACGGGCUGUCUAGGACGAAUGCGAAACUUCGGGAUUCCCUGGUCACUUUCCUCAAUGGAAACUGUCCCAAACUGAGCCAGCCAUUUUACAAUGAGGAGUUCAUACAGGGUCCUGCUCCUAUUGUUUUGCAACGAAAUGAAGAAGCAAAAUUCACCAAUUCGCACCAGGCUUGCAUCGUGAAAAAUAGGCCAGAUAGAGCUGGAUCUGUUGGAUGCUGCGAUGAUGCUGGAAAGCCAGCCGUUCCCCACGCUCAGCUUUGCGCUCAAAAGAUAAUGAAUGCUCAGCUAUACGUUUGCAGUACUGUUAAAUGUGCAGAAUACUGCGCACUUCAACAUCAGAGCUCCCGCAUCUCCACCCUUGGAUCCUCUACCUAGGCAGAUCCCCUUGGGAGAAACGCAUACCCAGGAGCCAGCUCUCAAAUUGAUCGUCAUCAUGCCUCUAUUAUUGCCUCAUAUAUCUCUAUACUACAAGAUUAAGACAAUACCAGAAGAAGAGGGGAGAUCAGCGGGCCCUGAGUCGAUAGGCGGCUC
Canariomyces notabilis is the source of this 741-nucleotide messenger RNA. RefSeq lists its product as uncharacterized. The record is from RefSeq and is a predicted model, not a curated record. The transcript has a single exon. The coding region runs from base 103 to 585 and encodes 160 amino acids. NCBI's taxonomy places the organism in Eukaryota, Fungi, Ascomycota, Sordariomycetes, Sordariales, Chaetomiaceae.